This is a messenger RNA of Hemibagrus wyckioides, 3522 nucleotides long. It is a transcript of the gene arrb2b, whose product is annotated as arrestin, beta 2b. The coding region runs from base 208 to 1440 and encodes 410 amino acids. The record is from RefSeq and is a predicted model, not a curated record. NCBI's taxonomy places the organism in Eukaryota, Metazoa, Chordata, Actinopteri, Siluriformes, Bagridae. Gene Ontology annotation, molecular function: angiotensin receptor binding. Gene Ontology annotation, biological process: G protein-coupled receptor internalization; signal transduction; positive regulation of ERK1 and ERK2 cascade. Gene Ontology annotation, cellular component: cytoplasm. The transcript is spliced from 15 exons.
GCCUUCGAGGCUGCUGUCACAAGAGGCAGUCAAACAGAGGUUUCCGUCUCGGGACUGCGGGAAACUACCCUGCGAAAAAAGGAGCAGCAAGUCAGUGAGAGCGGGGAGACAGCCUGAGCCGAAGAGCGGAAGCCUUUACUUUCCAAGUGGCAGAGCGUUUAUUUUUAAAGACACCUUUUUUUCGGUUGAAGAAACAGGCCUUUGGAGAUGGGCGACAAGGCGGGGACCAGAGUCUUUAAGAAGUCCAGCCCCAACUGCAAGCUUACAGUCUACUUGGGGAAAAGGGACUUUGUGGAUCAUCUAGAUCAUGUGGAUCCAGUUGAUGGAGUACUUUUGGUCGACCCAGAAUACCUUAAAGACAGAAAAGUGUUUGUGACUCUGACGUGUGCGUUUCGUUAUGGCCGAGAGGAUCUGGACGUGUUGGGAUUGUCUUUCAGAAAGGACCUUUACAUCUCUACCUUCCAGGCUUUUCCUCCUCUGCCUGAGGAGCACAAACCACUCAGCCGCCUGCAGGAGCGCCUGCUCAAAAAGCUCGGCCAACACGCACACCCCUUCAACUUCACUAUUCCUCAGAAUCUUCCCUGCUCAGUCACUUUACAGCCAGGACCAGAGGACACAGGCAAAGCAUGCGGUGUAGAUUUUGAGAUCAGAGCUUUCUGUGCCAAAUCUGUGGAGGAGAAGAUUCACAAGAGAAACUCUGUGCGGCUGGUGAUACGUAAGGUGCAGUAUGCCCCAGAGAAACCAGGACCACAGCCUAUGGUGGAGACCACACGCAGCUUCCUCAUGUCUGACCGCUCACUUCACCUGGAGGCUUCUCUUGACAAAGAGCUCUACUAUCAUGGAGAACCCAUCAGCGUCAACGUCCACGUCACCAACAACUCCACCAAAACUGUCAAACGGAUCAAAAUCUCAGUGCGACAGUAUGCUGAUAUCUGUCUGUUCAGUACUGCACAGUACAAAUGCCCCGUGGCUCAGGUAGAAGCCGAUGAUCAGGUGUCAUCCAGCUCCACAUUCUGUAAGGUGUACACACUCACCCCAACACUGAACAACAACCGAGAGAAGAGAGGUCUAGCACUGGACGGCAAACUCAAGCACGAGGACACCAACCUGGCCUCCAGCACCAUUGUGAAGGAUGCAGCCAGUAAAGAAGUGCUGGGUAUCCUGGUGUCCUACAGAGUCAAAGUUAAACUGGUUGUCUCUCGUGGAGGUGAUGUGUCAGUAGAGCUUCCCUUCGUUCUGAUGCACCCUAAGCCCUCUGAGCAGCCCAGCUCAAGACCACAGUCAACUGUGCCAGAGACGGAUGCUCCUGUGGACACCAACCUGAUAGAGUUUGAGACAAAUAACUUCUCUCAGGAUGACGACUUUGUGUUUGAGGACUUUGCGCGGCUGAGGUUGAAGGGAAUGAAAGAUGAUAAAGAUGAGGAUGACCACUUCUGCUAACCCUGUGUGGAGAGAGGGAGCUGGAUUGAAGGGGCUCUGAGUGUCAGUACUACUACACCACCAUUCCACUGGGCCGAUCUGAAAGAGCAGGACGCUCACCUGAGCACCUCGUCUCCAUUUAAAAAAAAUUUUUUUCUUUCUAUUGCCCCUCUCCCUGUCCCUUUGCAUCCAUGAUGCUGUUGUCUUUAGAAUUUUUUUUUUCCCAAAAACAAAGGAGCUACUUUGUUCUUUUGCAUUAGACAGCAAAUGAAACCCUGUGAGAAAGGCAAGCAAUGAGGUUAAAUUAAACCUGUCAGGAAAGUCUAAGAAACAUCAUUGAACAGAGGAUCCAUUAAUUCAGGGGUGUCUUUUUAUCUAGGUUAUACCCUCCUCCCCUUCCCCACUGUAAACCGAGUGGGCAUUACUAGCUUUUUAAUAUUGUAAUAACAUAGAUAAAAUGUUACUUCGAUGUCGAGUAUGACAGGUAGGGAACAUUAUUUCUUUAUCAAAUUCAGAAUAGACCACCAAGAGACUUUUUCUUUCAGUGUUUUAGCAUUUGAUUUUAUAGUUGUGUAAAACGUAUACAUAUCGCAUCAACAUAUGUAAGGAAUUGACUGUACAGUGUGCUUAGGAGAGCACUCAAAAUUCAGCACAAUGAGCUGGACCACAGAAGACUCAAUUAUAGCCAUUGGUUAUGUUGCCUGUGAGUGAAGUGUGUGUGUGAGAGUGAGUUUUGAAUAACCACAGAGAGACAGUGAAAGCUGUGCCUCCUGAGGCUUUAUUGCCAUUUCAUGCAGCACAGUUAACCCAUCAUCUGGAGCUGCUGUGUGGUGAAGCUUUUCUAGUUUUAAAUUGCCAAAAUUGAGCUGAAUUUGUUGUUCAGGUGUCAUUUGUAGCCGCUUUCCCUUUUCCCCCCACACUCAUUUAGUGCCAAUCUCUCUAUAAUCUCAGCCCAGUAAAGAGUGCCAGAUUUAGAUUUUUUUUUAACAUUUCAAUAGAGUAAUAUUUAACCUACUGAUUAAAAGCACUUUUUUUUAUAUUUAUGUUGGGAUUCAUCGUCUGUGAAGAUGUUCCACAGGUGUAAUCACAUGCUGACUCUUCUGCUCCACCUUGUGUCUAAAAGUAAUGCUCUGCUGCGGUUUGGAUUUUUUUCUUUUUUUUUAAGCAGCAAGCAUCAUCCUCCAACUCCCCUCUAUUCCUUCUACACUGUUUAUACUCCCCAAUGAUCUACUAUUAUCCAGCACCUCUUAAUGAUUGACCUUCUUAUAUAUAUAUAUAUAUAUAUAUAUAUAUAUAUAUAUAUAUAUAUAUAUCUAUAUAUAUAAUAUAACCUCCUCUUCCUUAUUACUGUUCAUGUUACACUCUCUCUUCAGUUGACAAAGUCUUUUCACUGAAGACGUAACCACUGCUAAUGAAUCUUAUUUACUCCAAAUAUGCUUUUGUUUUAAAGCUUGCCCAUGAAACCUUUUCUUGUUUUGAGGACCUGAGAAACUACUGAGUUGACCACUUAUUAUUUUGUUGUUCUAUUCACUUAAUGAAAAUGAUAAAAAUGCUUUUUUUUUGGUUUGUUUGUUUUGGAAUGUUUUUAUUUAAUUUUUUUUUUUUUUCUCAAUUGAAAGUUAACGUCAUUAUCAAACUAACCAGAAAUUCCAUGCUGUAUGCUCCAUUUGCUGUGUGUUUGUGUGUGUGUACGUACAGAAGGUCACACAAAUCAUGGUCCAUAAAGGCCUGCCAUUAACUCCUGUGCCCUUCUGGGUGAGGGGAGUGGAAGUGCCUCCAGACCAGUUCACAGUGUUGUGUGAAUUUUCUUCAUUCAUUAGUUCAGCCAACAACACGACAUUACCAACAAUGCUUAUGUACAUAAGUGCACACGUAAUUUACCUGCUAUUGGAAUAGUUUAGCAGUUAUUUUUUUUCUAUUUUAGUUCAUGCAUACAGCUUACACAACUAGGACCCUACUUGUAUAACCACAUUUUUGAAAUGAAUGCCUUUCAGGACUCGUUAUUUAACAGAUGUUACAGGAAAUUGGUGCUGUACAGAAUAAAAGGAACAGAAAGAUCGAGAUUGGGUGAAGACGGGUUUUUUUUUUUUUUUUUUUUAAAAG